This is a messenger RNA of Chenopodium quinoa (quinoa), 1356 nucleotides long. RefSeq names its product protein FAR1-RELATED SEQUENCE 1-like. Bases 1 to 1356 code for a protein of 451 amino acids. The transcript is spliced from 2 exons. The record is from RefSeq and is a predicted model, not a curated record. NCBI's taxonomy places the organism in Eukaryota, Viridiplantae, Streptophyta, Magnoliopsida, Caryophyllales, Amaranthaceae. Gene Ontology annotation, molecular function: zinc ion binding.
AUGGCUGAAACGACCCAUAGGUGGUGCAUAUGGCACAUCCUGCAGAAAUUUGGUAAGUAUGUGAAGGGUGAUGAUGAUUACGAAGUUUUAAAGGGUGACUUUGAUAGCCUCAUAUACGGUAGUUUAGAUGCUGAUGAAUUUGAAGCUCGAUGGUGUGAUGCAAUUCAGCAUUAUGAGCUACAAGACAAUGCUUGGCUAGGGGUUAGGGCCGAGGCCGAAAGAAUGGCAGACUCGAACACACAACGGUAUGUGAGGCAUUUAGUGACUGACAUCCCAGCGGAGGUGUUGUUUCAAAAAUGUUAUACGGAUGCAAAAUUCAAAGAAGUGCAGGGACAGUGCAAGAAGAUGUUGUAUGUUCGUCCCCUAGAUCAGUAUGAAAUUGGUAUUAAUCUAAUUGAGUUUAUUAUCGAAGACCGUGUUUGGAUCAAGCCUAAAAAUGCGAUGAAGGAUGAAGUGACAAAGAUUCGUAGAUGCUACCGGGUUGUAUAUGAUAGUAGUACGUAUGAAGUUGCAUGUGACUGUAAACACUUUGAGUGUCAUGGGAUCAUUUGUCGACAUAUGAUUCUUGUGUAUGACCUUAAUGGAGUAACUGUUGUUCCUGAGAAGUAUGUACUCCGUCGUUGGAGGAAGGACGUACAACGGAAACACACACGAGUAAAAGUUGCUUACCAUGAUCCAUUGACUAGUGAUGAAGUGAGGAAUUAUCACAAUCUUAUGGGGACGUAUGAACCUAUUUGCUCUAAGGCUUCCAUUUGUAAGGAGGCAGUGCAGGCUGUCAAAGAGAUGUUGCAGCUCAUGGAUCUGAGAGUGGAUGAAGUUCUAGCAAUGGUUGCGAAAAGGCAGCUUGCAGGAGGGAAUGAGAAUGGUCCUGGUGAGGAUGAAGGUGUACAUGGAGUUUCCCGAACACCGUCUUCUGUGGCACAGAACAAGGGGCUUGAGGGGACAAACACACCAAUGACAGUGGCAUCAAGAAUUCGUAAUAACAACACUACUCCAGUUAGUGGAUUCCAAGGAAGCUACGAAGGAUCUGCCCCAGGUAGGAUUAAGGAUCCACCCUUACCCAAGAAGAAAGCACAUCGCACUACAAGUGUUAGAUACCCGUCCUGCACAGAGAAGAAAGGAAAAGAAAGGGCUGCUAAUAAGGCAAAAAAUGAUGCUCGGAAGAAAGCUAGUCAGGCCCCAACCAGCAUAUCAUUAGGAACCAGUGAGUAUAUUCGAUCUGUUGGGGGAAUACAAAUGAGGGAUUUGGAUGGGUCGUUAGGAUACUUUACUACGGUUAGGGGAGGACACUCUGGUGGAGUGUUUGCUUCUCUCCUUGGCCUCACUCUUGGCACAUCUGGAUCCAUUCACAAUUAA